Neocloeon triangulifer is the source of this 2130-nucleotide messenger RNA. RefSeq lists its product as uncharacterized. The record is from RefSeq and is a predicted model, not a curated record. The coding region runs from base 221 to 1468 and encodes 415 amino acids. NCBI's taxonomy places the organism in Eukaryota, Metazoa, Arthropoda, Insecta, Ephemeroptera, Baetidae. The transcript has 7 exons.
GUAAACAAAAUAAAUGCGACCAAAGACGAAACGAAUACGACAAUACGACGAAGAAUCGGCAAAUUUAUUCGUUCUUUGUCUUGCUUAUUUUUUCGUUACAAGAGCUUCUUCUCUCACAGCAUAUUUCCUGAUUGAACCUUCUCAUCCAGAAAUUUCUUUAAGCCAUAUUCAAAUCCCGGUGGCAUGGCUGUAUCAAUUGAAGUUGUAGUGUUGUGCUGAUAUGGACCCUUGUGGACAUCAAGGAAUGGAGGAUACAAAGAUGGACACUCUGGAAUCUGAUAAAGAGGUUGAAUUCCCACAAUCAGAUGGAGUGCAGGCUGAAAAAAUUGCAUCAUCCGUUUGUCUUCCCGCCCUGAAGAGAAGUCUUGGAAGUGAGAUGGAUAGCCUGAAGAACGGCGACAACCCAAUCUUCCAGAGCAGGGCUGGAUCGAAUUCAUCAGUCCGCAGCAAGGCUGAAAAGAGCAGGCAGGACUCCCAUAGGAUUAGGUCCAUUCGAGAAUCCCUUCAAGGCGUCCCACCUCCACCUUCUAUGACCAACCCCAGAAUCAGCGUUGAAGAGGCUCUUGAAAGUCUUAAGGACUAUUUUGAUAAAUUGUCUUCCAAGUCACCAGAAUCUUUGGGGCUUGAUACCAGUACAAAUUUUGAACAACCUGAAGAUUUAUACUUGGAUAUUUACUACAAUGAUAACCUGAAAUGUGAAACCUUGGACUUCCUGUAUGAAAAAGUGCGUCAAAGAUACAUUAUGAACGAGACGUCUGCCUUUGUGACAACGGCAUCCAAAUUCACAGUCAUUGCAUCACCCCUUUCCUGUGAUUUCCUUGAUAUGCUGCCUCGAUCAAUGUCCAGUCCUGCGAGCCCAGCUCCAGACAACUUGUCCGUUGAGUUGGCUCAGCGCAGAAGCAGGGUCCGUGCUAAUGUUCAAAAACGAAAAUCGCCACGCAAAACGAGCACGUCUAUAAAGAAUCCAGGCCUGCAUAUGAAUAGCAUGGCAGCUCAAAGGGAUGUGUUCUUGAUGCGGCAAACCCAGAAAGAGGUUUCGGCGCCAAAGCUUCCAAAAACUACCAACAAGCUGAUCACAGUUCCUAUGGCCAAGUCCAGCUCAGUGAAAGAGACUUUGCCCAAAAAGACUGAAGAAAAAAACCAAGUGGUUGAAAAGAUGACGGAACAUCAUCUAAGGAAACUCUUGUGGGCAACUGUCCAGUCAUUAAAAGCAACCUCUCCUGAUCUGAUGGAGGAUUCAGAUUUUUACAAAAAGUGCAAGGCCUCUCUGUACCGCCUGAGUCAAGUUCAAUGGGUGAAGCUGCAGAAAACUGAAGUCCAAAGGGAGGAGAAGCCAACAAAAGGUACAAGUGACCGCAUGUUGGAACUGACCAUGCAGUUGGCGUCCCAGGUGGUUAACUCGAUGACGACAACUCACAGUUUCAAAGUAAAACUGGAACAGAAAUCAGGCAUUUUGGAUACAGCGUGAACAAACUCGACAGUGACAAUGGAUCCAGUGUGAUCCAAAUCAACCUCGUUCAAAAUCUGUAAUUGGUUCAAAAAUGUUUUAUAAACAGUUGAUAAUAGAUUGGAAAAAGACUUACUAUAUCCACAAUGUGCUCUUUUUCAUCUUCAGUCAAAAACUUCCCAUUUUCUUUCACAUUCCUACCAUUUGUUAGCCUGUCGAUCAACUCAUGCAGAUCUUCAAUUUCUAAGGCGUUGGAAUUGUUGAAAUCUAAACGUUUUUUUAUGAAAUUGGUUUUAUUAUUACAAGCAAAGUCUGUGUUACCAAAGAUUCGAAAUGCCCAUUUUGCUUUGCUUUCUGUCGGACACGACGGUGACAAGGCAGAAAAGAGAUCUAGCAUGUCCUCAAAUGACACAUGUCCGUCAUUUUUUGACGAAAAUACCUCACACAGUCUAUCCACAAAGGGGUUAGCCUACAGUGAUAAAAUUUUCAGUUUAAAAUAUGGAUCGGUUUUGGUCAAAAGAUGGAACCUUAAUUUCAGGAAAAGCUUCAAGCAUUCGUUCCCAGGUUACUCGGUGCACAACUGUGAAUUCCUCUUCCCCUAUUAAGUCCUGCAUUCUUUUGUGAAUCCUAGAAUGAACAUUAAUUAGCUUUAUUUGUAGAACACUGAUUAAAAAUUUAUAUUC